Punica granatum (pomegranate) is the source of this 979-nucleotide messenger RNA. The record is from RefSeq and is a predicted model, not a curated record. Lineage: Eukaryota; Viridiplantae; Streptophyta; Magnoliopsida; Myrtales; Lythraceae.
UCUCUUCGUCGUGUCCUUCUUCUUCUUCACAGCCGUAAUUCCAUGGCAGCCUCGUCCCUAACCAGCUCGUUGUCUCGCUUAUCUCUGUUCCGAUUCACCCCAAGGCCCUGGCCGUCUCUCGCUGUCCCAUUCUAUCUGGUCACCACCAAGCGGAAGGGGAUUAGCAGAUUCCGGCUGUUCUCGAUGGCGUCAGAGCCCAAGGAAUCUCCCGCCAACAACCCCGGUCUCCACUCCACUGCCGAUGAAGCCACCAAAGGCUACUUCAUGCAGCAAACCAUGUUCCGUAUCAAGGAUCCCAAAGUCAGCCUUGACUUCUACUCUCGCGUGUUGGGAAUGUCGUUGCUGAAGAGGUUGGACUUUCCGGAAAUGAAGUUCAGCUUGUAUUUUCUGGGUUAUGAGGACACUUCAUCUGCUCCGAGUAAUGCCGUUGAUAGAACGGUCUGGACUUUUGGUCAGAAGGCUACGAUCGAGCUGACACACAACUGGGGAACUGAAAGUGAUCCCGAAUUCAAAGGGUACCACAAUGGGAACUCGGAUCCUCGCGGCUUUGGACACAUUGGCAUCACGGUCGACGACACAUACAAGGCCUGCGAGAGAUUUGAGCGGCUCGGGGUCGAGUUUGUGAAGAAGCCAGAUGAUGGGAAAAUGAAGGGGAUCGCAUUCAUCAAGGAUCCUGAUGGCUAUUGGAUUGAGAUCUUCGACCUUAAAACUAUUGGCAAAGUCACUGAAGCGGCUGCCUGAGAUUGUUAUGCCAUCUUUUAACAGUUCAUGGAUGAGUACAAAGACUUGUUUGGAAGAGCAGAUCCGCAGAAUAAAGUGAUUUUUGUUGUAAGAAAUGAUCAUGUAUACGAGUUUUCUAUGGAAAAUAUAUGCGGAGCUACAUUAGACAUCCCUUCGUGUUCAAAGAUUAGAUGACAAUGUAGUUACUCAGGCGACCGAAAUACGUUAUUCAUGCUGGGAAGUUGUUCAUGUCUCCAAA